This is a messenger RNA of Chlamydomonas reinhardtii, 2101 nucleotides long. RefSeq lists its product as uncharacterized. The record is from RefSeq and is a predicted model, not a curated record. NCBI's taxonomy places the organism in Eukaryota, Viridiplantae, Chlorophyta, Chlorophyceae, Chlamydomonadales, Chlamydomonadaceae. Bases 85 to 1404 code for a protein of 439 amino acids. The transcript is spliced from 2 exons.
CGUGCGAGCUUUUAUUUACUUUACUUUGCGUUUUGGCGUACUAGCCGUGAACGGCUCGGGAGCCGAGGGCUAGUUUGUCUUUUCAUGGCUCUCUUGAGCACUAUUCCUGCUAUUGACGCUGAACUGGCACGCAUCGAGCUCUCGGCGGCACAACAGUCUGCUUACAACAACAGGCUUGCGCAGAUUGAGGCUCGGCGUCAGCUAGCGGCAAGUGCCCUUGAGGCUUUGCCCAGUGGGCGUAGAACGCGCAACAGCGUUGGUGCGGCCGACAAUCGCGCCGAACAGGUCGCAGCGAUCGAGCAGCUAGGAGAUCAGGAUGUCGCAAAGUUGGAGACACCCACGUUUAAGCAGCUGAAGGCGCGCGUGCAGCAUAUCCAGGUCCUGUCCGCGCGCAAGGCGGAGCUGGUACAGCGGAAGGAGGAGCUGGAGAAGCAGCUGAAGCUGAUUAACGGUGGGGCGGCACAGGAGGAAGCCCUGGGCGAGUUGGCGCUGGACGCCUCACUGUGCGAUGACGAUGCUGAGCUGGGCGCGGGGCAGCCGCAGGGCAGGGGAAAGCAGAAGCAGCAAAUGACAGAGAAAGCAGCGCAGCAGAAGGUUGGGCGCGGGAAGACGGCGGCUCAGCGGCGGGUUGGGACUGGCGCCGUUGGCAGCGGCGCGGCCAAGUCCGCUCGCCCGCCGCUUCCCCCCCUGCUGGCGGCGGAGGAGGACGACUUCGCAGAAGGCAGCGAGCAGGACGUUGAGACAGCGGCGUUACGGCGGGUCGGGAUCACAGCAGGCAUCAGCGGCCCGGCAGGGGGCGGCCGAGCGGGCCUGCGGGCCGCUCCGGCCGCCCCUGCGCCCACACCGACGGCUGCGCGGCAGCCAGCCGUUGUGCGCGCGGAUGCGGUCAGCGACAUUAUGCAGGGCCUGGACAAGGACAUGCACAUGGAAUUGAUCUUGAACACCACGCCGGCGUUCAAGGAGAUUCUGAUGGGAGCAGGCAUACAGCUGGCGGGCAGCAACGUGCCAGCUUUCCAGCAGCACCUCCAGAAGACCAUCCAGGCCCUGGAGAAGGAGCAGCGGGAGCAGCAGGAGCUGGCCACGUGCUCGGCCCUCAGUGAGCGGACCUCAGCGGCGCUGCGAGGCAUGGCCCUGGCUCAGAAGGUCACGGAGCUGCUCCGUUUCGAGCAGCUGCUGCCGGACCUGGUCAGGGCCGCUGGGGGCAGCUUCCCGGCUUUCCUGGAGGCCAUGCGCCACCCCAGGCCGGAGGUGAAGCAGAUGCUGGAGGGCGCGGCGCUGCUAGAGCAGAUCAAGGCGCGCCACCGGCCGCUGACAGCGGGGGGCGGGGAGAGCAGAUAUGGCGAGGAGCCGGCGCUGAAGCGGCAGCGGCCUUACGGACUCGCGCCUGGAAGAGGUGACGUCUGAAGGUUGCGCACUUGCCGAUGUCGGAGACACGCUGAUGCACAAGGCCUGAGGAGUGACAGGAGUCGGCGGCGGCCGAUGCCGCGGCCGGCUUUACGAGGGGCGCGGCAGUGCUCAUCCGUCGGACGGGGAAGCGUCAGCAGCAGCGGGAGCCGCGCCUGUGGGAGCACUUGCGGGCGAACUGGGCGGUCGCCGAGUUGGAAUUGGUGCGGGGGGACUCCGCUUGGAGCGGAGGGUUUUCUUCUGUGGGGCCCGCUGGGAUCUGAGCGCCAGCAUAGGUGGGGCUACAAGAGAGUUGCAGAUGCUUAGAGCAGAGGGUGCUGUCUGUGGGGCCCGCUGGGAUCUGAGUGCCAGCAUAGGUGGGGCUACACGAGAGGGGCAGCUGCCGGUACGCUGGCGAGUCUUGAGCUGUCGGUAUUAGGAGGGAUUGGUGUGGGGGGUGGUCUCUGCCCGGCAACUAGGAAUGGCCGGGCAGACCCGUGCUGGUUAUUAGGCGCCGUAGAAAUUAGACGGCCGCGGGGCUGGGGCCAAGGGAAGCGGCGUGCGACUGUGUUUAGGCACGCCGCCCAAGUAAGGGCACAGCCGCUUACUCCCCAUAUCCAUUUGCCCUCCCCGGGUGAUGAACGUUUGCAAACUUGAGCAAGACGGUGAUCAUGACUUGCAUUGCGGUAUGUGGAAUGCUGUAAAUGGUGGGUGAUUG